Aethalodelphis obliquidens (Pacific white-sided dolphin) is the source of this 9601-nucleotide messenger RNA. It is a transcript of the gene HEG1, whose product is annotated as heart development protein with EGF like domains 1. The transcript is spliced from 19 exons. Gene Ontology annotation, molecular function: calcium ion binding. The record is from RefSeq and is a predicted model, not a curated record. The coding region runs from base 154 to 4644 and encodes 1496 amino acids. Lineage: Eukaryota; Metazoa; Chordata; Mammalia; Artiodactyla; Delphinidae. Gene Ontology annotation, biological process: heart development.
CCACAACUUUUGAGGCGGGGACCGCGCUCUCAGCCUCACUUCGCUCACUUCCCCGGCCCCGGGCAGCACCCGCCGCUCGCUUCCCUCGCACCCGCGCCCGCCCCGCGCCCGCCCCGCGCGCCGGGCAUGUGAGCGCGGGCGGGCGCCGCCACCAUGGCCUCGCCGCCGCCUCCGCUCCUGCUGCUGCUGCUGCCGCUGCUGCUGCUGCUGCUGCCGCCGGCCGCCCCCGGGACGCGGGGCCAGCCGCCCUCUCCGGGAGGCACGGGGCCGGCGGGGUCGCCCGAGCCCGGCCCCGAGCGCGAGCUGCCGCCGCCCUCGGAGCGCCACGGGCCCGCGCCCCCCGGCCACCGCCAGACGACCACUGCGCCGGGCGCCGCGACGCGGCUGGGACCCUCGGGCCGGGCCCCCGGAGGCAGGAGCGCGGCUGCUGUAAAAAACCACUGGCUAGAAAGCAACACUGAACAACCCCACACAGAAAAUAUUACCUUUGAUCAGAAUCAAGUGGACUUUUCAACAGUGGUCUCCAAAGAGGAUGUGAUGGUUCAGACCCCCAGGAAGAGCCACGCUUCUUCAGAUGCUCCAGGAAACUUCCCUCCACAAACUGAAACAGCAGCUACAGGAAGAAGUGACUCUUCAAGGAGGACAGAUGUCACCCUUUCCCCUGUUGGGCCUGAGAGAGCAGCCGCUCUGACUUCCCAGAGCAGCACCUUAGCCUUGGGAAGGCAUCGCCCGCCGUCCAGCAGUUCAGGGUCAGAAGGAAGAACCGCCCCUCCUCACACGGAAAGCGGAACAUCCUGGGGUUCCCCGGCAAGGGGGCAGGGGCUCCCUGAAGAAGUGACUGUGCACACCCAGGUGGCUGCCACUUCAGUUUUGACCCAGUCUUCUCUUCCUGCUGUGGAGGGGGGAGAAGAGACCACACUCCCCAGGCAGAGAAAUUCCUCAGGACCAGAGCUCUCCUGGCUGCCUCUUUCCAGGACACUGGCUCACUUCCCUCCCUCAGACCAGUCCGCAUCUUCUGGAAGUACGGAGGAUUUAAACAACUCUACUGCUGUCCACAGCCCCUCGGUCAGUGGGACAAAGAGUGUCCAUGUUGCUACCAUGUUCCCCGACGGUGUCCUAAAGGUGCUCCAGUCUUUAGCCAUCAGUCCAGGACCUCUAAAUGAGACAGAGCGUUUCCCUGAGGACUCUGAAAUGACCACAACUUCAGCAUCAGUCCAUUCUUCACACUCUGAGGCAGGGUGGAGAAGAAACAGUGGAGUAAUCAGGAGCCCAGGGGAUGGGGAACUCACUAAGCCAUCCACAGAAAAUGGAGCUGGCCUUACGUCCUCCAAGGUCUCAUGGGAAUUUUGGCAAAAUGAUUCCCCAACCUCCAGAGGACACCAACUCGCCAGCAGCUCUGGUGUGGGGAGUGGCAGCUCCGUGUCUCAGACAGCGACUGUGUCUCGGUCAGUCCCACUGGCAAGAGGUGGAGAGAGCACUGCUCGCUGGUUCUUGACCGACAGCGAGCCAUUCGCAGAUGCGACCGGAAGCUCCACUUCCCAUCCUGAGGUUGUGAACGCUUCGGUUUUGACCCGGUUUUCAGCCUCCGCCCCACAGUCUCGAGGAAGUGACCCAGCGCCUGGUGAGAGGAGCUAUUCCGAACCGGCCACCGAGUCCUUGUCUUCAUCCUCCUCAGAAAGCCUGGGCUCCUCGGCACCACGCGGGGAGCGCUCCACCACCGAAGACAGUCCUGAGCUGGCCGUCAGUUCCGAAGUGGAGGAGGGGGCGCCCGGAGCCCGCGCUCACAGCCCGCACACCUGGGCUACUUUCACUGGAGUCGGGGAGCGCACGCUGCGAUCUCUCACCAAAGGCAGCACGACUCCUGGGGAUGUGGAGCGCUCGGCGGCAACGCCCAGAGACGCGGAGCGCCCCACCCAGCGGGGGAACGUGACGGCGACCUGGGAUGCCCACGCGGUCUCGGGUUCACUGGCAGCCUCGCGAGUGCUCGGAGUCACUGGAAUGAGCUACGAUGCAGUGAGUGGCACACACCCUGAACACGGGACGUCCAGUGACUACACAGACCACACCUACGUUUCAGCUCCUUUCACCAAAGGGGAACGGGCACUGCUGUCCAUUGCGGACCACAGUUCAUCCUUGGACGUAAGGGAGAGUUCCACCUCUUCCGUUAAGAUCUCAAGCUCUUUGCAUUCAGACUCUUCUUCCUCUUCUCAGGCUCAGGCAGAGAGAAGCAACGUCUCCUCCCACGAUGGGGAAUACGCUCAGUCUUCCACUGAGGCACUAGUUCUGCGCACGGCCAGCCCUCCAUCCCGCACACCCGCCGUUAGUAUGCUGACCACUCUGGUUCUUCUGGACACCGAUGCUGAAUCCGUUGGCGAUACAUCAUCGUCUUCUUCGUCAGGGCCCCCCUUGCCCCAGCCCUCAGUGUCACAGUCCUACCGGUUGUUCUCGUCAACCUUGCCAUCGACCAGGGCCUCCACUCACCCACUGCAGUCCGCCCCUGAUGUGCCCACACCUUUGUCUUCCUCGCCACCACCCUCACUAGUAUCCCUGACAGCAUCUGCCCCUGUCUCGCCGUCUGUCUCACAGACAAUCCUCCCACCUUCAUCUUCUACCCUGGUCCUGCCCAAGGCAAGGGACACUCCUGUGACUUCAGCCUGGACGUCGGUAAUGGCAUCAUCCGUGGCAAUGCUCCCCAGCAGUCAAACGGCAGAUCCUAAGAACCAGAGCAGCCCACACCUCGGGAAGCUCGUUACGGAAUCAAAGCCACAGAGCCUGGAGACUCUGCCCGUGGAGGCCACGGAAACUGUAACAGUGAGGUCUCCUCUGGGGAUCCCUUUGCCCCUGGCCUUAACGGAGUCCUCCACUGAGCAAACCCUUCCAGCCACCAGCACCAGCUUAGCCCAGACGUCUCCAGCUUUGGUAGCUACCACUCUCCAGACCUCUCAUCCCCGUGUGCCCAGCCCCCAACCCCCAUCAAGCACAGCAUCUCUGACGGGUGGUCCUACAACAGUACAGACAGUGGCCGGAAAACAGCUCCCGCCAACCAGUCCUGAAAUUCUAGUGGUACGCAUCUCAACAGAAGGUGCUGUCACCACAGAAAGGAACCCAGUGAAUAGAGAUGCUGCCACCGGAUCGAUCGCCCUGACCAGUACGCCCACAUCAGCAAAAGAAUGGACCACGGGGCUUGCCCCUACAGAAGAGCACAGCCUGGCUUCACAUUUCCUCAGAACAUCUCCUUCCCCCCAAAGCACACCUGUUUCUACAGCUAAGGUGUUGACAUCUACAUCGACCACCCUCACUGCUCAGAGCAGCACGCAGUCGUCCACAGCACCGUCAUCUCCAGCCUCAGUUAACAGCUGUGCCGCUAACCCUUGUCUUCAUGAUGGGAAAUGCGUCGUGGACCCCACCAGCCGUGGGUACCAGUGUGUGUGCUCACCUUCCUGGCAAGGAGAUGACUGCAACGUGGAUGUGAAUGAGUGCCUCUCAAACCCCUGCCCACCCCUGGCCAUGUGCAACAAUACUCAGGGAUCCUUCACCUGCAGAUGCCCAGUGGGGUACCAGCUGGAAAAAGGGAUAUGCAAUUUGGUUAGAACCUUCGUGACAGAGUUUAAAUUGAAGAAAAUAUUUCUUAAUGCCACCGUGGAAAAACAUUCAGACCUUCGUGAAGUUGAAAAUGAGAUCACCAAAACGUUAAAUGUGUGUUUUUCAACAUUACCUGGUUAUACCCGAUCCACAGCUCAUGCUUCUAGGGAGCCCAGUGCGGUGGUGAUGUCACUGCAAACCACCUUUUCCCUGGCCUCCAACGUGACGCUGUUUGACCUGGCCGAUGGGAUGCAGAAAUGUGUCAACUCCUGCAGGGCCUCUGCUGAGGUCUGCCAGCUCUUGGGUUCUCAGAGGCGGAUCUUUAGAGGUGGGAGAAGGGAGCCCACACCUCACUGCCCAGUGUACACGUGGCCCUUCCUCGGCUGUCUCCUCACGCUGAACUUGCUCACGCCCGCCAAAAACAGCGGCGUAGCGGGCAGCUUGUGCAAGCGGAAGACUCCAGAAUGUGACAAAGAGACCUCCAUCUGCACCGAUCUGGACGGGGUCGCGCUGUGCCAGUGCAAGUCUGGCUACUUCCAGUUCAACAAGAUGGACCACUCCUGCCGAGCCUGUGAAGAUGGAUAUAGGCUUGAAAAUGAAACCUGCAUGAGUUGCCCAUUCGGCCUUGGUGGUCUCAACUGUGGAAACCCCUAUCAGCUCAUCACUGUGGUGAUUGCAGCAGCGGGAGGUGGGCUUCUGCUCAUCCUGGGCAUCGCACUGAUUGUUACCUGUUGCAGAAAGAAUAAAAACGACAUAAGCAAGCUCAUCUUCAAAAGUGGGGAUUUCCAAAUGUCCCCAUAUGCUGAGUACCCCAAGAACCCUCGCUCACAAGAAUGGGGCCGAGAAGCUAUUGAAAUGCAUGAGAAUGGAAGUACCAAAAACCUCCUCCAGAUGACGGAUGUGUAUUACUCGCCUACAAGUGUAAGGAAUCCUGAACUUGAACGAAAUGGACUCUACCCGGCCUACACUGGAUUGCCAGGAUCGCGGCAUUCUUGCAUUUUCCCCGGACAGUAUAACCCAUCUUUCAUCAGCGAUGAGAGUAGGAGAAGAGACUACUUCUAAGCGCAGCAGAGAGAGGGGCCCGUUGCUGCGACUGCACCAGCGGAGCGCCUCCCGCCGGCUGCUCCCAGGACUUGUGCAGCCAUACCUGAGCGGCCAGCGGAGAGGGGAUGGGCAUGGGGGGUGUGGCCACAGUGGAAGGGGACAGCUGGAGCCCGUGGACGCGGAGCUGCAGGCUGCUCAUCCGGCACCUUCACUGCUACUGUGAAUGUGAACACGGGCCAGUACGGUAGAGUCCCCGCAUGACUGCAGCUUGGCCGUGGCUUCGGGGUGACUGUUAAUGAGGGCUGAUCAUCAGGUAUCAGUGCAAGGACCCAGGUUUUCCUUAGUUCGCACUUUAGUAAAUGCAAAAGUAGGGAGGGAGGCCUCCUUUUGGACGUUUCUCAAGACUGCUCCAGAACGAAGGCCUCUUCCACUCGGGCACUUCCAUAGGCCUCAACGUGGUGAUUCAUUUCCAGCAAAAUACUGGCUCUUUCGUUGUUUUCCUGCCCAGUAGCUACGUGCUGAACAACAGAUGCCGAUGGACAUACCACUAGUGUUGGGAGAUGCUGGAGGUUAACACACCCUCCUAAGUCGUCUCGUGCUACGUUCUCCAAACAAACCCCCAAAACGAGGAACUGAAAUUUGGGAGGCACAGCACACAAUUCCAGUUUGUUUUCUUUAGUCAAGGUGACACAUUUACCUAGGAUUUUUUUUUUUUCCCUUUGCAGUUACAUCUGGAUCAGGGCAAAACAACUUCCAUUUGGUUCUAGUUAGAGGCCCAGCAAGCACUGGAUGAAGGCCCUGGCGGAAGGGUACCAUCCCUGAGGGCACCGCAUAGUGCGUGGGCUCUGACCUCCAUCCUUGAGGCCGAGGCUGCUACAUGUGGAGUAGAAGUGGAGAGCUCAAGGCAGGUUGGGUCUGAGCUGGUACUUCACCACUAAUGGAGAAGCAGCUUUUGUUGUUGCUGCAGCUGAACAUGGUUAGGGAAAUGGGCUGAACAGGCGUAUUCAAUUUUCUGAAACACCAGUGCUUUGGGAAGCCGGGCGUGCGGUUCCUGAGAAAGAAUGCGGAGCUGGGCUGGAGCCACACGUGAGCCUGCUUACCCACCAGUGCGGCAUCUUUGCUAGUAGCCCCGAUCUCGUCCUCAAGCUCAGUGUCGGUUGAGUGGUUCAGCCAACCGCUCAAAGCUAUUUAUUCAUUGAAGAAAUAACUUAUUUUCUCUCAAACGGUAAUUUGUAACUCUUUGUACUACUACGGAGUUCCCUCCAGAAACAUGGGUAUAAUUCAAGUCAGCAUUGGAGAACUAAAGACUUCUGGCCAGUUAGGGAGUUGAGCGUUGGCCUUGGGGAAGGAAAUUCCACGAGUCUUACGGUGGCUGAAACGUGGGUCCUGCGAGGGGGGCAUAUCCUGUGCUGUGCCUUUAACUGCUUCUUGUGGAACUGUGAUCAUUCUCGUCUGCUUUUGAACAUCCUGGUUCAGGAUGAAGUGAAGAGAACACAAAGGUAAAAGAAUUGUUCCCACCCUGAAGCUUGGAGCUCAGUGGCACCCACACUUCUGGAAAUGGUGCAGCCUUUGGAGAUGGUUCUGUCCCGGUCAUGGUUGUUUCUUCAAGGUUCUCUAAGCUCUUCAGAAUGAAUCUAAUCAUUAGUCUUAUGUAAUUCUCGUCCAAACAGUUUUAAGUGCAAAAUCCCAAGUCCCGUGGUCUCCACGAGUCACCAUUUCCCUGCUGCAGCAGGAGUACUAGUCAGCUGUGAUACCACUUAGUAGUUUAAAUUGCAUUCAUCUCAUGAGAUAGAUACAAAAAGAAUUCUGUUUUGUUAGUGGGUGCCAACUUAAAAUUUCAGAGCAUCCCCUUUUAGAAAUCUCGGGUCUGGCCUCUUUCCGUGCAACCGAACGGCCGUCUGUGCCUCGUGGUCUUCCAUCUAACUGGAGAGCUCAAGCUCCUGCAUUCAGCACACCUGAGCCAGCAGGCUGGGGCCCGAGGGAGGCGGCUGCUUCCGGGCUUUGGCCGCAGAGCCUCGCUUGCCCCCGGGACCCGGAGCCACAAUGGCGGCUAUCCCCAGGCAUACGCGCCCGCCGCCUCCAGCUGACCUCACAGCUGACAGAUCAUCGCCUGUGCCAGGGCCAGAAGCUAUAUGCUUCACGACAUGAAGCAUUGUGUCCCCAAAGCGUCCUGGAGCAGAAUCUCAACAUCCAGAAAAGAGUGUGCUGUAAGUUCCAAGAAUGCUUUCCUGGGAGUGGCUUUUGUGCAUGUGAAGUGGAUUAAGAGUGCUGUUUUUCCUUUCACUGUGAGAAAGGGAGGCCCCCUGCAAGCUUGAGUUCACAUCGUAUCUGCAGUUUCUAGAGGCUUGCAGGGUUGGGGGCGGGUGUCAGUGCCAGUGCCGGCUGCUCGCCUGGGUAAGGAAGGGAGAGGCUGGCUUUGUUCCUGCUUGGGGUUAAACACCUCUAGAGGGUCCUCCCUGAGCCAAGACACAGCUAGUGGGGCAGCAGCCCCAGGGAUGUGGGACAGGCUGGAUGCACCCCUGGUGAGCAGAAGCCCUCCCCUCUGGCACAGGCGCUGUGUCAGCCCCUGAACCUGGAGUGUGAGGGCCCUGUGCACAGAAAUGCCUGGGUCCUGCGUGGGAGCCCCACAGCUGGGGGUGCUGGAGGAAGCUGCCCGUGAGACAUUCAGACGUCUGUAGGGAAGAGAGGCCGCGUGGAACCCCAUGUCCCGCAGCAGGCCGGAGCAUGGUGACUCGCAAGGCAGGGAGGUGCUCACCGGGGCCUCCCAGCAUCUGCAGGUUUUGUCGAAGCUCCAGAGGGUCUUAUUUCUGGUGUCUUUUCCUCUUGCCCCAUGAGCCAGCCCAGGGCACUAGAGACAGUUUAGAAAGCCUAAAUAGUCUCAACAGACAUCUCAUGUGUUCCCACCACACCCAGGCUCUGUGCCGGGUACGUGGCCUCACUGCACCCUUGUGAGGUGGGUGCGAGAGAGCCCAUUUCUCGGCUAUGGGGCCCUUCAGAGGGGAUAAGCACCUUGCCUUGGAGGGCCAGGACUCAAACCCUUCCGCCUGGCUUGUUCUUCUCGCUAUACCUCUUGCCUCGCCUCCCUGGCUUAUGCCUCACCAUCCAGUGUCAAAGAGAGCUGGAGAGAGUGGGCUUAAAAUAAAAGUUGUUUAUUUUAAGAACUUUAAUAUUAUUAAACAGUAACUAAACUAAUGCCAUGAAGUACAAAAGCAAAAUGUUGAAACAGUCCUUUCGGGUCUGUUGUUACAUGUAUUUCUUGGAUGCUUGAGGCCAUCAUCAAGAUAACAGUGGCUGGCUCAUGCCUGUUAGCAAGAAGCAUAUUGGUACGUGGCUUUGGUUGAAGGAGGUGUAUGGUGAUGACCUGGGUGUUUGACAGACACGGCCAGACUUAGACAUCUGUCUGAGGGCUGCCUCGCCCUGCUCCCGUGGUGAGGCCACGUUUCCCACAUAUUGGAAGCAUGUUUUCGUGAACAUGAUCUGAGUCUGGAACAUAUUCAGUUGAAAUGUCUUAAAUGCUGACAAAUCUUCCUCCUUUGACAAAAGUUUGUUUUCAGAAGCAGCUAAGUCAUUUAGAGCCAAAAUUGCUGAGUGGAUAGUGUAAUCAAGCUGGCUGAUAGCAUUUGAGGUCCAAAACUAAGACGUAACCGUUAAGUUCUUAAAGAGGUCGUUCUUAACGUUAGCCCAAAUGGGAGGGCAACAUCUUUGCAAGAUGAGGCUGGAUGGCUGCCCACGAAAGUGUCAUUGAAGGGUGAUAUUCGUUCAGAUGUGAAAGUUCCCAGAGCAGACACGUCAGGGUCACUCCUCACGUGUGGCUUCUUGGGGCCUCCGUUAAGCCAUCUUGCCCACUGGUGGUGCACCCAGGUGGGUGCCUGUAACUCCAUGGGUGCUGCCUGCAGAAGCAAGAAUGUUCAGGCCAGCUGCUUCUCGCUCAGUUUAGCCUAACACACCCCAAACUAGGGUUUUGACCCAUGGUUCUAAGAUACACUGAUUUCAAAACUAGAGCGCUUCUGUGGAGAGAGGAAGAAAGCAAAGUUCAGUAUCUCAGUAUUUUGUAUCUUACUGAAAACCACCUUUAGUAUCAGAGAUAUUUUUUCUGUGUGAAAACUUUUGUGGGGAUUAGAAGGGACAUUUCAUUUCCUUCUUCUUGACAAAGCGGCAUUCUGAGGUUCUCAUGUGCAUUUUUGGAAAUACAUACCGUUUUGUAGAGUUGGCUGUUAAGUAUAUGCUCUUUUUUCUUUUUCUUUUCUUGGCUCCCCGGAGAAGGAAGCUGGUUAAACUACUAGAAAGAUUAAAGUUUUAAAUGUCAGUUAAUUUGUUGUGCUAAAGUAUCUUUUCAAGAGUGUUAUAAUCUGUCCUAUUUGGUGUGAAGUGCUCACAGAAAACCCUGUGAAACCAAAGGGGGCAAUUGAGGUCUAAAAAAAAGACAUAUCUUAGACUGGCUCUGUUCUCGUGGCAUUUUAAAGAGGAUAUUUAAAAGGAUUGGCAUAUUAGAUUCUAACUUUUUUUUUCUUGGAUACAUGAUAAUGCACUUCAGGUGCAGAGUUCUUGGAUAGGAAGGAUGGGACUAGACAGGGAUGGAAUGGAACCUGUCUAGCUGGGACACUAACCCAGGUUUCUGUAUUACUUCGCCUGUUUUUUAAAAGAUGUCUCAUCAUGGGGUGCUGUGAGUUUUGUUCAUGUUUGUGUUGCUGGAUUUAUGGUUAAAUGAAGCAUGUGGCUGGAAGAGGAACUUUUGAGUUUUCACAUUGUCCCAGAUUUCUCUUUGCAGACCUUUAAACCUUAGCCCCUGGUUGAUUGUGUUAAAUCCAUUAUGAGAAUGUUAUUUAAAGUUGUAUUAUAAUUGCAACCUCCACGAAUUAUUCAGUACUGUAGUAGCAAAGUAUUUGUAAGAAUUCGAUUAUUUUUAUACUUAUAUCCACUAUAAGUCUGGCGUUCUAGUCAGUAAAAUGAUGCAAUAAAAUCAAUAUCAUUUUCA